AUGACGGCUAUUGAGUAUGGAGGUGGCCCUACGGCUAAACAGCGACAGGAUUUUUGUAAUCUGCCCCAGGGCGCCCAUAUUCCCGGGUAUAUGGGCUACUGUCCACAGUUCAAAUUUGUUCAUGGGCUAACAUAUGGAAUACAAACGGCCAAGAUUGCAGCGUCUGAGAUAUAUUUAAAACCUCGAAUUGGCGACGACAAAAUAUCAAAAACACCAAAAGUCUUCAAGGAUGAAAUUCCGCGUGACAAAAUUCCUAAAGCCACUGGAGAAAAUAAAUACAUGGACACCAUGAUUCCUGGAUAUACUGGUGACGUCCCUCAUAUGCCUUACAAGUUUGGUGGAACCUUUAAGCAUUUAUGCGAAGAAUGUGUGGAUGAGUUUGUUACAGAGUAUCAAAAACAUGAGAAGGACAAUCAAAACUUGAAGGAAUUGAGUGGCUUGUUCCCAAGAUUAAAACCGAUUCGAGACGACCCCAGCGCACGCGACAAUAUGAACUUGUGGAUUGACGAUUAUUUGAAGAAAACUGCGGGCAAAAUAGGUCCCCGUGGACCAACUGAGCCACCCAUACCUGGAUAUACAGGUUACAUUCCGCAACUGCGGACGACAGAGCUCGGAACUGCAAACCGGUUUCAUGAAGGCGCUGAG
Dibothriocephalus latus is the source of this 645-nucleotide messenger RNA. The record is from the annotation of a GenBank genome assembly. Lineage: Eukaryota; Metazoa; Platyhelminthes; Cestoda; Diphyllobothriidea; Diphyllobothriidae.